This is a messenger RNA of Pelobates cultripes (western spadefoot toad), 240 nucleotides long. NCBI's taxonomy places the organism in Eukaryota, Metazoa, Chordata, Amphibia, Anura, Pelobatidae. The record is from the annotation of a GenBank genome assembly.
AUGAGCCGCUCCAACUCCGCCAGCACCAGACCAUGGACACUAAACACACAAGGACAUACGAAACAAUCAGCCAACGCAAACAGGAGAUCUAACUGGAGCAUCUCCAACACAGACCACCACCCUGUCUGGGGUCAUGAAUGCACCCACCACAAACACCGCACCACACGAGAACAACAAGUGGGAAGCACUCUCAGACCACCCCCGACAGAAACUACAACCCCUGAUAUAAAGAGCAAAUAA